Molecule: messenger RNA, 540 nt
Organism: Bipolaris zeicola 26-R-13
Lineage: Eukaryota; Fungi; Ascomycota; Dothideomycetes; Pleosporales; Pleosporaceae
Exons: 2
Coding region: 1-540 (179 amino acids)
Source: RefSeq, a predicted model, not a curated record
AUGUUUGUUCUAGGCAUAUCUACGCAAGCCGCGCACGAUCAAACACCACAGUCCCCAAUAGGCUUUGGUUUUCUCCCUCUGCCAGCAGAACUGCGAUACCGAAUCUAUUCGCUAGUGUUGCCAAUCAAUCUAACCAUUGAACUCAAGGCUAUCUGGCAAAAGGGCAAGCCUCUGUUUGUCGCCUAUGACCUGGGACUGCAUGCAGAGGAUGCAGUCCCAAUUGGUGGAACGACUUCCUGUUUGGAUACACGCAUCCGUCCCCCGUACCACCUCGCUGUCGAAACGCAAUUAUUCCGAGUAAGCAAGCUUGUCUCAAACGAGUCCCGGUGUACCGUCCUCUAUGGCAUGAACACGUACAAAUUCACCAUCCAUGGAAGAGCCAUAUGGCCCAAGUCGCUGAGGAGCCCAUACAUUUUUGGAUCUCUUGGCCACCCUCUCCGACUUGCACUGCUACGCGACUUGCGUCGCAUCCACAUCGACCUUGUUGCUGACGUUGACAGCCACUGGGCAGUCAAGCGCCAACGAGCACGCCUAGAAUAG